Messenger RNA from Danio rerio (zebrafish), 6921 nucleotides. Lineage: Eukaryota; Metazoa; Chordata; Actinopteri; Cypriniformes; Danionidae. The record is from RefSeq and is a predicted model, not a curated record.
CCUUAAUUUAUAAAACUUGUUCACAAAAAUGUAAUGAACACCUGUGAGUGCCUAUAUAAGAAAUGUUUGUCACGAUGGAAUGAGUGACAGACAACUCGAUGACGUAAUUGCGCCUCGUUCUUUAAAACGAAUCGUUCUAAAGAACCGAGUCGUUGAAAUGAUUCGGACAAGUUAAGGAACAAAAGGAACCGUGCUGUCCGCGCUCUGCACGAGCGUCACUCCGUCAGCAUGGCAAUGCUUUUCAGUGGUUAAAAUCUACAGCUGUGAUUUAAAUUUAGACUUUUCCUAACGUGCAAGAUGCAGUUUAUUCGGUUUGUGAUUAAAUCGUUAGAUCUGGUCAGAGGAGUGUUCAUGAAGACAUGCUGAAAAAAUAGCACUGAAAAGUAUGACCUAUAUAACAGUGGUAUUGUUUUCGUCUGCUGCAGUUCACGGCGACUAGUGAAACGCGUGGAAUCUCCUCGGAUCACCUUGGAAGAAACAUGAGUUUUAGUAAAUGGAGGGUGUAAUGAUGGAGGGACGUCGUCAGGUCACCGCGUGCGCGCUGCUGAUGCUCGUCUCCGUGGUGAUCGCUGAUUCACCUGCUGCAGUGCGGCCUUUGGACACUCCAAUCAUGCCAAAUGAGUUUUCAACGGAAGUGCUGUAUAAUGUAUCCAUUGCCUUGUCUGGAUCUUCUCUCUCAAAUAGUUUGGAUCCAUCCAAAGCCACAGAGAAUCCCAAUCCCAAUGUUAACACUAGAUCUACCAAUAAGGGUUCCAUCAGACAUCCUCGACAGCUAAAUAAUCCAGUGCCUACCUCCAUUGAUGUGCAUUUAUCUUGGUCCGCUAUCAGCCCAGAUCCUCAAAUCUCAUCAGCUACAGAUUCAUCUGUUUCUUCUCACUUGCCUUUACUUGGACAAGAUUUUCCUGUUCCCGAGCCUCCAGUUCCUUCCCCUCAAGUGCAGUAUGAGACAGGGGGAAUCAAUGACACUAAAGUUCCUAUUGGAGACAAAUUGGAACCGUCCAGCAAUAUCCAGGACCUUCAUUUACAACCCAGCCAUGACCCAAACAUCCAAGCACAAUAUCAGCAGUUGGAGCCAAGUCAUGUGGUUUUUGUACACCAUGAAUUGACUUCAGCAUCUGUCGAGCCAACUAUGGGUCCACCUGAAGACUUUUUCCCAACCAAUACAAUGGAUGUGGACUAUGGUUCUGGAGAUUACUUGGAAACUAUGUCCUUUAUGGGAUCUGAAGGCAAUGACUAUUCACUAGUUACCAGCCUCCCCUCUGAUGCGUAUGACUUUGAAGACUCAAACUCUGAAACCUAUGACACUGCAUUCCCCUCAAGAAUCGUGAUGUCGUUUUCCAGUAAACACUUGUAUACCACUUCCACCAGUGUUAGAAGUCCCUUCUCCAUUAAACUUGUCGGCAGUUCCAGUUUUAAUAGUAAUUCAACCUCGAUUGCAGCCACCACUGAUUCAAUUAUUUACACAACAACCUUUCAAAGUUUUACAACCGUUGUGCCCUUUACCACGUCAAGACCUGAAGUUUUCAGCAGUGUUUUGGCAUCAGAUCUUGGUAACAGCAGUUCUUUAUCUAUUUCAACCAUCCAACUAACUAGAGUCUAUUCAGAGUCUACGACAGUUGUGCCCUUUACUACGUCACCACCUCCAGUAUUCACUAGUAUUUUGACGUCAGAUCUUGGCCCCUCCAUUUCGCCAUCACUUUCAGCCAUCCAACCAACAAGAGUCCAUUCAUUGCCUCUUCUUCCAUCAACUUCAGAUGUCUUGAACCAGAACCAGUCUGUGAACGAGAGCUCCGAGUUGGCAUCUGAUUGGCCAGGCACUGUUACAGUCCAGCCCACGGAUGUCCUUUUACCAGACAUGAACAGUUUAGAGUACUACACCAUUCAGUUGACCAAGGACAAUGAUAGCUUGCCAGAGCACGCUGCCAAUCAGACGACCUCUAGUGUUUUCUCUUUCAUUCCGGUUGGCACCACACAUAUUGUCAGCACUAGAACCUACACCGUUGACCCGAGUUACAUGCUAACAGCUCUGUUUGAUGAAGAUCUACAGCCUGCAGAAGGUAACAGCUCCUGGCCUGAGGAAUCCUCAACAGACACUUCUGGAUUUGAGCCUUUUAACACCACUAUCCUGGAUCCUUCUGAAGUUACACCAAGUGUAGUAAAUAUAACUUUGUCAUACAUGGAGCCGUCAUUCACAUUGACACCCUCAGUAGAUCCUUCAACUUCAUUAGGAGAUAAGAACUCAACCACUAUUUGGCCUACCACACCAUUUAUAGCUGACAACACUUCCUUACUGGAGACUACGCCACCUUUGGCGACCAAGGAGCCAGAUAGUGUAUCUUCAGUUAAUGUCAGCCAAUGGAUUACCACUUCACUCCCAAUAGAGACUGUAUUACCUAGCAGUGUACUUCCCAGUGUUUUAGCAACCACCUCUAUCAGUGUUUCUGAAUACCCAGAUAACUCAACCUUCAACAUCACCUCCACCCCUCCUGCAACAGAGAUGGCAGACGAAGGAUUCGUGUCUGGAACGGCAUCUGACACCAUGGCUACUGAUAACACCACACCGUUCGAUAGCCUUACAACCACGUUCUCUACAGUAUUGCGUAAUGACACCACUGAAACGCCUUUCACCGUCACAAGCUCCGACAACAACACCACAGUUACCAUCCUAAGCACAACCCCUCCAACAACCACUGCCCGGAAGUAUCUCUGCAGCAUCACUAAACCUGACACCUACUUAACCAGAGUUGGGUUUCCUCCAGGUUCCACAGUUGGAUAUGCUAAAGCCAAAGUCAGAGAGAUUCUCAAAGCAGAGUACAACCGCUCAGUAGAGCUACAGGUAGUGAAAGCUCCUCCAGACUUUGUGUUUCGCGCUGUGUCUGGAACAGCAGUUUACACGGCCGCAUCAGUCAUUAAUGCCUUGAAAAACUCUGCUCGGACUAUCAACCCAUUUAUUAGCGUGUCUCCUAUCAGUCCAGAACCAGACCGGCAGUACCAUGUACACACAGUGCUUCAGUUUGUGCCAAGCCAUGUAGAUGUGCGUAUGUGUACCUUCAGUGAGCAGGCAGAGAAAGGUCUUAUUGCUGCAUUAGCUGAAGUCCGGCGGAACUCAGAGGAGUCCACAAACUUCACUGUGAAUAUAUUGAAUAUAACAGUAAAUCAGGACGUGGACGUAAAGGCACAACAGCAGAAGUUUCCAGUGGAGAUCACCUUUGCUGUGCAUGAUAUGCGCGGGUAUGUGCCCGGUACAGAGGUCAGUGCUCUGCUCCGCCAGCUCAGUGUGGUUGAGUUCAGCUAUUACCUUGGCUAUCCUGUACGGCAGAUCGCAGAACCUUUCCACUACCCAGAGCUGAACACAACCCAGCUGCUUCGUUCCUCAUGGGUCAGAACAGUGUUGUUGGGAGUGUUGGACCAGCGAGCGACUGACAAGGUCUUCCACAUUACCAUUGAGAGGAGAUUGGCUCUGCUGUUGGGCGAUGUGUUGGGUACGGGCCGCCGCUUUAAGAGAGCAACCAGUGUGGGCAACAACAGCCUGCAGAUCGUACAGACGACCCAUCUUGUAGGGCCAGACAACCCUCUGGAGAUCAUCUACUUUGUGGAAGGAGCUAACGGACAGAGGCUUCCUGCCACCACCACAGCCAACAUGCUGAACAGUCUUGACGUGCAGCACGCAGCGAUCAUCAUGGGAUACCGCAUCCAGGGAAUAUUAGCACAGCCUGUGGAGAAACAGGCCUCACCUCCUUCAGACACAGAGAAGACCAACACAUGGAUAAUCAUAGGAGUGGUGGUCCCGGUGCUGUUGGUUGUCAUUAUUAUAAGCAUCUUGUACUGGAAACUAUGUCGCACUGACAAACUGGAGUUCCAGCCAGACACUGUGAGCACCGUCCAGCAAAGACAGAAGCUGCAGGCACCCAGCGUGAAAGGUUUCGACUUUGCCAAGCUGCACAUGGGACAGCACAGUAAGGAUGAUCUCAUGGUCAUUCAGGACCCGUUGCCACUUCCAGUCCCUGCAAAGGAGCAAAGCCCAGCUGAAAAUGCAGAGGUGCCCACACCAAAGUCCAAAUCCUCAUCCAAAGCGUCCCGCAGUGGCCAAAGACGCAGGGGACAGAUUUCACCAUCUGAGGGCGACUCUAUUGGCAGUGAUCCGGCCAGUGAUAGAGGCUCACCUGAGGAGGGCACGAGACCCGCUGGUCUCCCUAGCGAUCCAAAGCAGACACGUAAAUCGGCUGCUAACGGACUCAACGGAAAGAAUAGAAUUGGUCCACCCCCAAUGAAUGGCAUGGAUGAGCCAUUAUCUUCAGCCUCCAUUUUUGAGCAUGUGGACCGAAUGUCACGUCCAGUUGAUGGCCCCAAACGUCUCCCUAAUAAAAUCCAGCUCAUCGCCAUGCAGCCAAUGCCAGCUCUGCCUCUACCUAACACUACAGCUAAUGACAAAGCGGCAGAAAAUGCCAAGCUUAACAAAGAGAUUCAAGUGGCCUUAAGGCACAAGUCUGAGAUCGAGCACCAUCGUAAUAAGAUCCGCCUGAGGGCCAAAAGGAAAGGCCAUUAUGACUUCCCUGCCAUGGAUGAUCUCAUCGAUGGUCUCGGCGACCCCAAAGAGCAGGACCGAAUCUACCAGAAGGCCCAGAUGCAGAUUGACAAGAUUCUCGAUCCAGAUAUUCACAUGCCUUCACUGUACACCGAGCCCAGAAAGAGCAACAGAGGGAAGCGUUCUCCUAAACAGAGAAGGAAACAGCAGAUGAACGGUGAGCUGACAGAUGCUGACCGAGACAGGCUCAUAACCACAGACAGCGACGGGACAUAUAGGAAAUACCCAGGAGUCAAUAACAUAGCAUAUGUGUCGGACCCAGACCAGUGUCCCGAGCAUAAUAGCCCAUCCCCGACGGAUGAUGUUUUUCACUGUCCGAUUUCUCCUCCUCCUGGUCACCCUCCUCCACCACCCCCUUACCUGCCUCCUCAGCCCUCUAUAGAGGAGGCCCGGCAGCAGAUGCACUCUCUCCUGGACGAUGCCUUCGCCCUUGUGUCUCCCUCAUCUCAGGGUAGCACCGCUGGCAUCACUCUGCCCGGGGUCGGUAUCAACCCUGCGCCACCACCUCCAUUGAGCCCACCAUCACGGGGACCACGGCCCUGGGGCCCAGGAUACCCGCCCUUGAAUCCCUACACAGGGAGAUAUGCUGAAUUAGGUCUGCCUCCUUCCAGUGUGCAAGGUUUACUACAUAGACAGGGAUUGGGGUCCAGCUAUAUGCCAUCAGGAGAAUCCCUGCCUGCUGAACAACUACAGCCAGAGUCACUUUACCCUGGUCGAGGGACACACACUGAUGAGCUGCCCUCCUCUGCCAGACCACGACCAGUAGGGGGCACUACAGGUGCACAGCUGCAUCAUCUAAGUCACGUUGGUCUGACAGGUCGUAUAAAUGACAGCCGACAGCUCGGUGGGUCAAACUGGAGCCAGUAUCCUGAGGACGAUAACAAACUCGCUAACAACAGGGAGCCUGAUUUUGGCUCUCUUGACUACACCUCCAUCUCUGUAUUCCAGACUUCCAGAAAUGGCCUGAAGGAGCCAUCUGCUGCUCCGGCCCACCUGGACUCUCUGGGCCUGGGCUACCCUCCCUCCGCUCCCCUCGAGGAGCCUUCACCUCCAAACCACUCGUCCGCCUCGCUCAUCAAAGCCAUCCGAGAGGAACUGAUGCGCCUCUCCCAGAAACAGGCCUCAGUUCCCAGUUAUCACAGCUGAGACUGGCCCAAACUGCACUACACUGCACUGUACUUCCCAUGGAAGUGGCGUUUUCGAGAGGUCAAAGACUGUCAUGUAGCGUCUGCUGCCCCCUGGUGGCAGAAAACAUUAGGACAGGAAGAGUAGACAUUUCUCCUUAAUUUCCAUCUUCCUCUCCGGUUCCCCAAGUUGUGUGCCGAGACUGAAGUUUAAUGUUUUUUACCUUCUUUAAAGAUUGGAAGCAGACCAGGAUGUUGAAGCCAAAAUCUGGCCACGACACAUUUGUUUAUGUCAAGUUCAGACUACACAUUACCAGAUUUUUGGCUUGAUUUGUUUAGUGUAGAGCAGGGGUGUGCAAACUAGGUCCUGGAGGGCCGGUGUCCUGCAUGGUUUAGUUCCAACCCCAAUCAGACACACCUGAACCAGCUGAUCAAGCUCUUUCUUGGUGUACUAGAAACUUUGAGGCAGGUGCAUUGAAGGAAGUUGGAGCUAAACUAUGCAGGACAGCGGCCCUCCAGAACAGAUGUUGGACACCCCUGAGGUUGACGAUUUGUAAAUGAUAAUGGACACAAAAAUCUAUUUUAUUUAUUUGUUUUUCAUAAAAAGACACUGGUGUGUUUUGAUUUUAACAUAGCAUUUUAAAAUGAAAGCGAUCAUUGACCUAUAGUUGAGUUCCCAUAGUUUUCCAUGUUAGAAGCUAAAAGUAUCUAUAAAAAUAAAGUACGAAACUGCAGCAUAUAUACAAAUACUAAAUAAAACAAAGGUUCUUAUGGGAUUACUAUUAAAUCAUGCUGAGAGGGAAAAGUCUUUUAAAUAUUAUAUGUAUUAAAAACUGAAAAAUAUAAAGUAACUAAUAUAGAAAAUUUGUAAUAAUAUUCAUUAUAAACAUAAUAAGUCUAGUAUGCAUGUUAGGCAUAAUCGUUCUGCUGAAUGAAUUUAAAGCUAUACAAAUGUAUCCUAUUUGUAACAAUUGGAAUGGUUUUCACAAUAUUUGGCAACCAAAUGUGCAAUUUCAAAUCAUUUUAUGGAAAAAAAAGACCUUGUACUUAACUUGCGUUCCAGUAUUCGCAUAAAAUGUCAUAAUUUGGUAGCACAGACUGUACAAUCAAUCAUUUCAAAUAUAUUAAAUAUAACUUAUUUUUAAACAAGCUAUACGUUCAUUCAUUCAGUCAUUUUCUUUUCGGCUUAGUCCCUUUAUUAAUUUGGGGUCG